AUGGUACUGAUGGUGGUGACGGUGGUCGUGCUGGGUACUGUCGGGCUGCUCACUUGCGUGCUGCAUCACUACAAUCAACAAUACAACCCGUCCGUGCCCUGUCUGUCGGCAGCGCCCGGGCCGCCGCACCGCAGGCUUACCGCGCCGCCGCCACCGCUGACCAAGAAGAAAAAAUCGACGGCGACGACGACGACGACGACGACGACUACGACGGCAUCGGCGGCGGCGGCUGUGACGACGACGACUAUCAUCGCAUCGCCUGCACCACCGGUCUCGACUACGAACGGUGCCCGUCGUAGCGGCGGCAGUUGUUGUAACAGUAGCAGCACGUCCUCGCGAACCGCCAUGUUGACGAUGCGAAGCAAUAACGGUCUGUCCCGAGAACACGACCGGCAGGUCCGGUUGCACUCGGUCCGGACGGACUUGGAGUUGGACAUGCCGCCGCGAAUCCAUUUGCCGGACGGCGAGGAGUACCCGUACGGCAGCAUGGCCAAGUUGCAUUUGCGGAAUUCCGAACAAGAACGAGAGAUCUACCAAAAGUGCAUCAGGGGACCUCCAAACCGGACGAUAUGGACGUCGACUGCGGAGUGUCGGAAACUGUCGCAGCCUCACAGGUCCAGUUCCGCUUCCGGUCUCACGUCCCUCUCCACGUCCUUGUCCGAAGUGGACUCGGUCACGAGAUGUAACAGCGUCUCCUCGAGGUGUUUGCCGAGAACAGAGUUCCCGCAGGUGGACAACAUCCAGAGUCUGUCGAGUCUGACCAUGGUACCGUGUCUGAGCCACGUAGACAAACAGACGCUAAGCCAAUAG
Macrosiphum euphorbiae (potato aphid) is the source of this 810-nucleotide messenger RNA. The record is from the annotation of a GenBank genome assembly. NCBI's taxonomy places the organism in Eukaryota, Metazoa, Arthropoda, Insecta, Hemiptera, Aphididae.